Messenger RNA from Myotis lucifugus (little brown bat), 2166 nucleotides. It is a transcript of the gene EHD3, whose product is annotated as EH domain containing 3. Gene Ontology annotation, biological process: clathrin-dependent synaptic vesicle endocytosis; endosomal transport. Lineage: Eukaryota; Metazoa; Chordata; Mammalia; Chiroptera; Vespertilionidae. Gene Ontology annotation, cellular component: clathrin-coated pit; intracellular vesicle; cytoplasm. The record is from RefSeq and is a predicted model, not a curated record. Bases 487 to 2058 code for a protein of 523 amino acids. Gene Ontology annotation, molecular function: protein binding; calcium ion binding; GTP binding. The transcript is spliced from 7 exons.
GCUGACCGCGGGCUGGAGCGCCGCCGCAUCCCCCGAGCGACUGGGCUGGGCAGGAGCGCAGCCGAAGCACCCCCUAGCUAUACCCGGGUCCGAGCAGGAGCGGUCUGGGGGGAGAGCCCGGACCCCGGCAUCUGGCAGUUCAAUUACAGGUUUGACUUUAAUUUCCAAGAUCGCGACCCUCCCGCCCAGCCCCGAUCUUUCUUCCCUCCCUCCGGCCUUGGUCGCUGGAUGAAGCUGGGGCUGGGCUUGGUCCCAGGAGCUUGGAAAGAGCGCGUUCUCCGCCCCGCGGCGUUGCUCCGGGGACCUCCGAGCCGCGCGCCCCGGUCAUGGUGCGGCUGAGCCCCGCGCUUGGGUGAGGCGGCGGCGCGGUUCCGAGCCCAGCGGGCCCGCCCUGCGAGGCAUUUUCCCCCGAGGAGCCAAGGGCACCGGACGCGGGGCUCCGCGCCCUCCUGCUGGGCUGCGCGCAGGGGGCGAGCAGCCGCCGCGAUGUUCAGCUGGCUGGGUACCGACGACCGCCGGAGGAAGGACCCCGAGGUCUUCCAGACGGUGAGCGAGGGGCUCAAGAAACUCUACAAGAGCAAGCUGCUGCCCCUGGAAGAGCAUUACCGCUUCCACGAGUUUCACUCGCCCGCCCUGGAGGAUGCCGAUUUUGACAACAAGCCCAUGGUCUUACUGGUGGGCCAGUACUCCACUGGGAAGACCACUUUCAUCAGGUACCUGCUGGAACAGGAUUUUCCAGGCAUGAGGAUUGGGCCCGAGCCGACCACCGACUCCUUCAUUGCUGUGAUGCAGGGUGAGGUGGAGGGGGUCAUCCCUGGGAACGCUCUGGUGGUGGAUCCUAAGAAACCCUUCCGGAAACUCAACGCCUUUGGCAAUGCCUUCUUGAACAGGUUCGUGUGUGCCCAGCUGCCCAACCCCGUGCUGGAGAGCAUCAGCAUCAUCGACACGCCAGGCAUCCUCUCUGGGGAAAAGCAGAGGAUCAGCCGAGGGUAUGACUUUGCUGCCGUCCUCGAGUGGUUCGCCGAGCGGGUUGACCGCAUCAUCCUGCUCUUUGACGCCCACAAGCUGGACAUCUCUGAUGAGUUCUCAGAAGUCAUCAAGGCCCUCAAGAACCACGAGGACAAGAUGCGGGUGGUGAUGCGGGUGUACGGGGCCCUCAUGUGGUCCCUGGGGAAGAUAGUGAACACCCCGGAGGUGAUCCGGGUCUACAUCGGCUCCUUCUGGUCCCACCCCCUUCUCAUCCCUGACAACCGGAAGCUCUUUGAGGCCGAGGAGCAGGACCUGUUCAAGGACAUUCAGAGUCUGCCCCGAAACGCUGCCCUGCGCAAGCUCAAUGACCUCAUCAAGAGAGCCAGGCUGGCCAAGGUCCACGCCUACAUCAUCAGCUCUCUGAAGAAGGAGAUGCCCUCCGUGUUCGGGAAGGACAACAAGAAGAAGGAGCUGGUGAACAACCUGGCUGAGAUUUACGGCCGGAUCGAGAGGGAGCACCAGAUCUCGCCUGGGGACUUUCCCAACCUGAAGAGGAUGCAGGACCAGCUGCAGGCCCAGGACUUUAGUAAAUUCCAGCCCCUGAAAAGCAAGCUGCUGGAGGUGGUGGAUGACAUGCUGAGCCACGACAUCGCCCAGCUCAUGGUGCUGGUGCGCCAGGAGGAGUCGCAGCGGCCCGCCCCGAUGGUGAAGGGUGGCGCGUUCGAGGGCACCCGGCAUGGCCCCUUCGGGCACGGCUACGGGGAGGGGGCUGGGGAGGGCAUCGGUGAUGCUGAGUGGAUCGUGGCCAGGGACAAGCCCAUGUACGACGAGAUCUUCUAUACCCUGUCACCGGUGGACGGCAAGAUCACGGGUGCCAAUGCCAAAAAGGAGAUGUUGCGCUCCAAGCUGCCCAACAGCGUGCUGGGCAAGAUCUGGAAGCUGGCGGACACUGACAAGGAUGGCAUGCUGGAUGACGAGGAGUUCGCACUGGCCAACCACCUCAUCAAGGUCAAGCUGGAGGGGCAUGAGCUGCCCAACGAGCUGCCCGCCCACCUCCUGCCGCCAUCCAAGAGGAAAGUUGCCGAGUGAUGGGAGGAGGAGGUUCAGAGCAGGCAGGUGUUACAGGAGAUGGGAGAGCCGGACACACACACACACACACACACACACACUCACGGGCACAGAUCUGGAGAACCGCAC